GACCCAUGGGCUGUGGCUAUAAAAACGCUGGGAGGUACAGGGAUGCAUCAAGACGUAAAUCCAGAAGUGCACUGACUUUCGCGUGCGCACAGACGUCAUGAAAGCUUUCUUCCUGGUGCUGUGUCACCUGGCUGUCAGUCAUGCCUGGACCUGCUCUGAGGCUCCACGGCUGUAUAACGCCGUGCAGGUUGAGGUUGUGGUGAGAGACAUACACAGCAGUGCAUACUUCCUGAGUGGAUCAUCUUGGUACAGACUAGGCUCGACGAGGCUCAAACAUGUCUCAGUGGAAACUGCAGGACUGUGGGGAGCUGACAUCAUAAACAGGGUUUAUAAGCACAUUACAGGAAACUUUCAGCUAUCUGCUGGUAAUUAUUGUUUGUCUCUGCAGCAGGUGGAUGCUGGAGGCGAUGGGUAGGUCGUUGGAGUAGCACCCAGCACCUACAGCGCCUAUUGCCUGCGAAGUAGCUCAGCUAUGGCUUACAGAGGAGUGGGAUCCCUGAGCUGGGCACAUCUGUCAUGGAGAAUGAAAUACCUCAGCUGCGGCCCGCUACACGGAUGCUGGGGGGUUGACGUGAGUUCCCAGGUCUACUUCACUCAGAGAAUAACACCAACCACUUGUGGCACCACCACCUGGAUAUGAACUUCAGGGUUAAACAUGAAAAUGGUUGAGUACAGUACUGAUGAAAAUGCUUUCAACUUGUCUUACACUGCCCGGUUUCUUAACAGAAGUGGCAUCUCCAGUUCUCGCCCACAAGGCACUGCAUGGGUCGCCGUCUCGGUGUGCAUGCCAGUGAGCCUGGGCAAGCUUUGGGUCGUGACCAAUUCCAGUUAUCUCAUGGUGUGCUCACGCUAAUGUCAUCUUUGUGGUACUCGGAAAGCACCAGCCUGUUCUUCAGGGAGAGUUGUUGUUGUUGCUGUUGUUUUUAAGGAAAAUGAAUCUUAACUGCAUUGACGUCCUCUGUUGAUUAUUAAUUCAUACCAGUUAGCUUUAGCUGUUUUCUCAGGCUGAUGCAACCAAUUAAGAGCAGAUAUAGCUAACUCCGAGAGAGUAUUUCAUUAAUCAGCAACAAACCAGCCACACUAGUGGAAAAUUUAUUAAAUAAUCUUUUAACUCUAUUUUAAAUCUAUAGGACUGUGAAACAUGACAUGAAAAUGACAAAAAUACUGUAAGCUAUAAGCAAGUGUGAGAUAAUGCACUGGAGAUGUAACUUGGGUGCAGCUUAAACCAGUUGGCAUGCUUUCUUACUUUGAAUAAAUGACAACUGCACUGUUUCGUGUGGCUUUUUAAAAUGGGAAAUUUUACUGUGGUAAAAUGUGUAAAUAAGAGAACUAUAAUUAAGUUUGUUGGCA
Molecule: messenger RNA, 1350 nt
Organism: Mugil cephalus (flathead mullet)
Lineage: Eukaryota; Metazoa; Chordata; Actinopteri; Mugiliformes; Mugilidae
Product: fish-egg lectin-like
Source: RefSeq, a predicted model, not a curated record